GGUACCAUCGGCAUACACGCUCGUUAUUUCGACGGGAGACGUGGGCCUAUGCCACGGACGUAUGAACGAAGAGUUGAGAUCAUUUUGAAGCAAAACAUGGUGCAGACGAUUUACUGAGGCGCUAUGGACCUCACGAAGAAGCUGCGAUCACUGGUAGGAAAACAGGGGCAGCUGCUGAGCCAGGAUACGUCAAGCGGUGGCACAGGAACUCCCGAGUCGCAAGCAAUUAUUCCCAGGCUCAAGCCCAGUGGGGAGCUGCCAGCUGACCCAAACGAAGAAGAGGAAGUGCUGUCGUGCAUCGAGGCCAUCUACUGUUCACCCGAGGGAGAGUUUGACGCUAGUGACCACGAGCUCAAGAAGCUGCCUGAAGAGUUGGACUUGGCUGCCAUCCAGCUGGUGCGCAAGGUUCUUCGGAGACAGCUGGCAGUGGUGUCCAAGCGAGUGUCUGAUCUGAUCCUGCAGAACCAGUCGUGGUACACGCUGGAGCUGCAGCGUGUCACCGAGCUGCAGGACAGCCUCGAUGAAGCCUGCUCUGUCUGCAUCCGAGGGCGCAAGAGCCUGGCGUGCAGCCAGCACGAGCUGACAGUGUCCAGUCUGGGCCUCCUGGCUGCCUGCCGCAGGCGUCAGCAGCUGCUGGGUUUGUUGCGUUCCCUGCACCUCAUCAAGGCUCUGCAAGAGACGGAUGUCAGGCUUCGGGAACUGCUUGAGGAGGAGGACUACCCUGGUGCAAUUCAGUUGGGAUUGACGUGCCACAAAGCAGCCAGCACCUUUCGGCACUACCAGUGUGUCGGGGAACUAAGUGCCAAGCUACAGGAGACCCUGGAGAUGACUGAGGAACAGCUUGACGUGGCCCUGUCACGCUUGUGUGUUCACUUUGACAAUGACCACUACUGUCGCCUGAAUGCUGCCUACCGACUGCUUGGAAAGACACAGAUGGCUGCCCACCAGCUGCUGAUGCACUUCUCGAGUGCCGUGCAGAGUAGUGCUUUGCUUGUGGUGAGGAACCAUGCAGUUGCUGGUGACAACACGAGGCCACCCGACCUGCACAAGGCACAGUACGUUGACCUCUGCAAGCUGGUUCCUGCAGAGCGGUUCUUGGGCUGCCUGGUGGACCUGUGCCAGGCAUUGUGGCAGGUUAUGUGCAGCUACUGGGCUGUGCUCACCUGGCAUCGCGACCGGGAGCCUGCUGGAGAGAGCCUGCUGAGUGAGGACAUUGAGGCACGCUACGUGAUCGAGAAGUUGCGUGGGGGGCUGCAGCGGGUGUGGCAGGACAUCCAGAAGAAGGUCACCCAGUUCCUGCUCGCCUCCAACAUUGCAGGCUUCAAGUUCAACCAGUUCAUUCAAGUGCUGGACAUUGUGCGCAGAUUGAUGGACAUUGGGCAAGACUUUUGUGGGAGCCAGUCGGAAGAGCUACAGCAGUCUCUGCGGCAACAGAGCUUCAACUACUUUAAGGACUACCACAGGAGCUGCAUGGAAGAGCUGCGAAUGUUCCUGGAGAAUGAGAGCUGGGAGCUGGUGCCUGUGAAACCCUCGUUCUCUAUUCUCCAACUGCAGGAGUUGCGUUUCCUGAGGCCACCGGCGAGGACGAGUGCACCACCGGGGUCUCCUGGUGGGAGCCGGCCAGAGGCACCCUCGCGCCUGGCUGAGGGGCUGCAGCUGUUUGAUGCCACCUGCCAGCCAUUCGUCCUGCAGCCAGAAGAAGAAGAGGAAGAUUUGUUCGACGCUGUGGCAUCCAGCCCUGCUGAUGGCCCUGGCAGUGCAGAGGUGGACUCUGAUGACUCGGACAUUGCCGAGGAGCUGAAACGGGACUUUGUUGAUGAAAUGACCGGUGAUGCUCCCCAGCAGAAGCAACCGAAGCCCUCCACUCGGCCAGCCAACAGUAGCAGCCCUUUUGUCACGAACACGAGCCUCAAUGUUUUGCGUCAGUUUGGGAAGUACAUGAAGAUGAUGGAUGUGCUGCAUACCAUUGCCUUUGAUGUGUUCCUGUGCAUGUCGCAGCUGUUCAACUACUACCUCUAUGCAGUGUACAUAUUCUUUGCCAAAGAAAUGAGUGACUUCCGGGAGAACUGUCUCAGCAUCAAGGCUCAGAAGGCACUUCAGAAGAUCCGUGAGGACCUCUGCGAAAGCCCAGACGGUGAAGGGCAAGAGCCCAGCUCUAGGAUCCAGGUUCCACAGCUGUCUACAGUGGUGGACUUGACGAGCCCCGAGAAGCUGUUUGGCCUGGCACCUCGUGUUGUCGCUGCAGAGUCCCUGCAGUUCCUGGCCGAGCAGUUUGUGUUUCUGGCACCACACUUGGAAGCCUUGCUGCCCAGCAGCAAGCGAUCCUGCGUCCAGGCACACCUCCAGACGGCGUCCCUGUCGACUGAGCUGCGGCAGCCGACGUACAUGACAGUGACGGCUCGUGCCAUUGGCUACGACCAGGUUCUCUCGCUUAUGGAGCGUGCUCGUUGGGACGUCCACGAGAUUAUGUCUCAGCACAGCUACUAUGUGGACGUCCUUGUCCGGGAGUUGCAGCUGUUCCUGAUGCGCCUCUCGGAAGUAUCCAAGCAGAUCCCUCUACCACCUGAGGCCACAGACAUUCUCUGGGAGCAUGCCAUUCGCAUCGCCCAUCGGACCUUCAUAGAAGGCUUCUCCCAGGCCAAGCGCUGCACUCCCGAAGGCCGUGCACAGAUGCAGCUAGACCACCAGCAGUUUGUGAGCAAAGUGGAGAAGCUGCGGGAGCACUGCCAGCCCCUGCCAGACAAGGAGCUUGUCGAGGCAUACAUCAAGGCCUACUACCUCAUGGAGCGCAACCUGCGUGACUGGAUUGUCGACCACUCCAAGGACUACUCAACCAAGCAGCUGACCGGCCUGGUGAAUUGCAGCCACCUGAACAAAAAAGGCCGGCAGGGGCUGCUUAAUCUAAUCGAGGACAUUGCCGCAUCACCACCUCGAAAGUGACCGCUCUCUGUACAGCCACUCUCGACAACUUUUAUAAUGAAAUAAAAACUUUCUGUUUUCA
Messenger RNA from Rhipicephalus sanguineus (brown dog tick), 3001 nucleotides. RefSeq names its product syndetin (gene Vps50). Gene Ontology annotation, molecular function: SNARE binding. Lineage: Eukaryota; Metazoa; Arthropoda; Arachnida; Ixodida; Ixodidae. The coding region runs from base 124 to 2940 and encodes 938 amino acids. The record is from RefSeq and is a predicted model, not a curated record. The transcript is spliced from 26 exons. Gene Ontology annotation, biological process: retrograde transport, endosome to Golgi; endocytic recycling. Gene Ontology annotation, cellular component: EARP complex.